Messenger RNA from Lachancea mirantina, 675 nucleotides. Lineage: Eukaryota; Fungi; Ascomycota; Saccharomycetes; Saccharomycetales; Saccharomycetaceae. The record is from the annotation of a GenBank genome assembly.
AUGGAGACUAAGAGUUUGCAAGAGUUGUUUAGCGAUCUGAAAAGUCUUGAGAAGCAAAGUAUUGCUGUAAAUAAAGAGCAUGCGGGGAAACCUUUGGAUGAUUUCAUGAGCGACAAACUGGAGUUCGAAGAGGACUCGAAGGUAAUUGAACAACAAGCGACUUUCCGUGACAUUGAGCUGCGCUUGAAAAGUCUGCCGAAAAUGCAAACAAAUUUUGACCAGCUUUCGAACGAGACUGUUAAGUCCGGUGCUGUCACCAGAGUUGAUGAUCCAGUCUCCAUUUUACACUCGGUAAAAAAAGAUGCAAACUCGAAAAAGCUCACGCUGACAGACCAAUGGUUUACGUUGCCCAAACCCGAGCUCACCAAGGAGCUGAAGCGUGAUCUGCUCCUGUUGAAACACAGGGCUGCGCUAGACCCGAAGCGUCAUUACAAAAAAGACAAGUGGAAAGUGCCCGAAAGGUUUGCUGUUGGCACGAUCGUGGAAGACAAGAGCGAGUUUUUCAGCAGUCGCCUUACGAACAAGCAGCGCAAGAACACCAUGCUUGAGACUCUGAUGACCGACGAAGAUACUAGUCGGUACUUCAAACGCAAGUAUGGCGAAAUCCAGGAGAAAAAGACAAGCGGACGCAAGGGUCAUUACAAGAAGGUUGGAGAAAGAAGAAGAAAGUUUUAA